GUUUCGCUUCGGACUGCUGCCGCAGCACCAUUGUUUGGGCACUUCUAUUUGUACUUCAGCCCACAUUUCAAGAUGAGAGAAGAAAUUUCCGAUGAUGUUCCAAAUCCUGUUAAGAACACGAGGCAUAGGCAGCAUCAACGCAGCCGAUCUCUGGACGCUUUCGACAACCUCGACCUAUUAGAGGCACAGAGGCUUUUCCGGCAAAAGUAUCUGCAGAACAGAGCCAAAUUCGAGACUCAGGGCAACGACACAGCCGACAACGUCCGUCCUGUGAACGGAUGGGUGGUUUCAAAAUCACGGCGUUUUUCGACUGAUGAAGAAAGAAGCAGCUCCACUGUCCAAGAGUCCAUCGCAAGCACCAAAGUGAAAAACAAUGGUGACGAUACGCUUAAGGCCCCUUCUCUUGUCAGAGAAAUUUCUACAAAAUACGUAACACCAGUACACAAAUCGAUGCUCGAAACAACAGUUAAAGAAGUACCGUCUAAAUCGUUAAGGAAUUCCUUGCCACUAACGGCGUUUAGUAGAUCGGCCAACAGCAACGUACACUUGCGUCGAACCAUGUCUGCGCGUGAAGGGAAUUUGGAUGGGCGAAAUGUUUCCAGAAUUAGUGAUAUUAAACCACUGCAGACUAGAUGGGCGCAGCGGGCGACACCAACAGAUGACCACUUAAAAUCAACUGUCCACGGCCUUCGGAAACACUCGACUUCAGCAAAGUUCGAAGUAACUGACUCCGCCGUUAACGGGGCUGAAACAAGACAGACCAAAUGGACACAACGGGCGGUGGCUGUGGGUGAUGUUUCUAAGACAUCAGACUUCCAAUCAGCUGUUAACUACCUUCGGAAACCCUCGCUCCCUACCACGACCGAUGAAGUGGAUUCUAGUGUUAACAGAACUGGAGCGCACCAGAUCAAGAGUGCAUAUCCAGCUGUGGGCGAGAGAGACAUCACCAACAGAUUAGACUUCAAAUCACCUCUCUCCUACUCUCGGGUAUACGCGUAUCGUACCACAGGUAGUGAAACUGGAGAGACUGUUUCAAAAACAGCCGAGAACAAACUAAAUAAUAAAAGUUCUUUAUUCAUCUAUCUUAAUCGUCCUACAACUUCUAGUGUUAACACAGAAGCGGAACGAAAUCAUUGGCAGGACCAACACGGUACCACCGUCAACAGCAGUACAAGUUUAACCGCAACAGGAAGAAACAAGCAGAGUAGUUCCCCAUUUUCUCUGAGUACCAACACUAGAAAAUUCGAUAUUACGAAUGAGUCACCGGGUUCUCAGAACGGCGCUGAGAUUUCUGACUCUUCAGGGCUCUUCGCUGCGGCAACGAGAACACCACUGGCAUAUUCUUCUUUCAAAACGGGAAUGCUCAAUAAGACGUGGAAACCAGUGCCUGUGCAUAGGCAUAACUCAUUCAACGAUGCUACGAUGCAAGAAAUCUCUAAGAUAAGAGGUUAUCGGUCUAUAUCUCGCACGAAAAGCGACCUAGACAAAUACAGAACAGUUCCUGGAACGGGUAAUCAGAGCACCUCAGCCAGCGACAAGCCACAGUCUGUCCGAAGCACACUUCCUCUCGUGUCGCCACCAAGCGCGAAGUUAGUUGUUAAGGCUCGAGAUGAAAUUCUGCCAUCCACCGCAUCUCUUAAAACGCAGUUCAGAAGGUUUAAUCCUCCCACUUCGUAAAACGAUUAUAUAAAAUGUCAGAGUGGUUUAUUUUCCAGCUCAAUCUUUCGAAAAGAGGGAAUCUGUUGGGAGGAAAAUACUCCCGUAUGAGACUACAACAAAAAGAAUCGCAAAUCGACAAUUGCAAAAAAAAAACAAUAAUAGAGAAGUUGUAAACCGAUGUAUAUUGUAUUUCGUGCUUUUGUAUUUGCUUCAUAGUACGGCAAAAAAUGAUUAAAAAGGAACAUAGUUGAUUAUACUC
Schistocerca cancellata (South American locust) is the source of this 1918-nucleotide messenger RNA. RefSeq lists its product as uncharacterized. The transcript has 3 exons. Bases 73 to 1677 code for a protein of 534 amino acids. NCBI's taxonomy places the organism in Eukaryota, Metazoa, Arthropoda, Insecta, Orthoptera, Acrididae. The record is from RefSeq and is a predicted model, not a curated record.